This is a messenger RNA of Ricinus communis (castor bean), 1420 nucleotides long. Its product is annotated as cell wall / vacuolar inhibitor of fructosidase 1. The transcript has a single exon. The record is from RefSeq and is a predicted model, not a curated record. Gene Ontology annotation, biological process: negative regulation of catalytic activity. NCBI's taxonomy places the organism in Eukaryota, Viridiplantae, Streptophyta, Magnoliopsida, Malpighiales, Euphorbiaceae. Gene Ontology annotation, molecular function: enzyme inhibitor activity. Bases 16 to 792 code for a protein of 258 amino acids.
AAAGAAACCUAAUAAAUGAGGCCUGACUGUGCAGUAUGUAGCAUGAAACUGAUGUACAAAUGUGAAUGCAGGUUCAAACUACCAAAGGUUGUUAACAGAAUCUACCCACAGUUUUUAGACAUUAUUAGAGGCAACACCCAACAUCUGGCUUUAAAAGGGACAGCAACAUUUCAGUUCAUGCCACAUUUCAAGCUUCUUCAUUAUAAAAAUUUACAAUACCUUCCUCCUUUUGUCUGUCCAUUUUCUCUACUUUCUGCCAGAAUGAAAUUCUCAAUCACAUCCCCACCACCCAUCAUUCUUUUCUUCAUUCUUCUUCUUUCAAACUCGCUCCCACUGUCACAUUCCUCUGAUCUCAUAGAGGACAUAUGCAAGAAAACACCCUUUUAUGACCUCUGUGUUAAAUCACUAGCACCUCAAAAUCCUAUUUCAGAUGUCAAAAGUGUAGCUUCUACAAUGGCUAAUCUUGUUCUGUCUAAUGCAACUGAUGCAUUAACCUACAUACAAGAGCUAAUCAAGCAAGGAGCUGAUCCUCAGUUGCAGAAGCCAUUGGCUAAUUGUGCUGAAUUGUACAUUCCAGUUGUCAAGUACAAUCUUCCUCAAGCUAUCAAUGCUUUAUUGAGAGGGAGGUUUGGAUUCACUAGCUACUUAUUAUCUGAUGCUGGUAAACAGGCUGAUGCUUGUGAAAAGAAUUUCUCUGACUCUAAUCAAUCUCCAUUAUCUGAUAGGAAUAGGCUUAUUAGCAAUCUUUGUGAUGUUGCUGUGGCCAUUCUUAAUUUAUUGCAAAAGGGUUGAUUUUAUUUCUUUAGUUUAGUUCUAUAGUUUACUAUACAUAUAGGUGUAAACUUCUUCUUCUUCUUCUUCUUCUUUCUUGUUUCUGCCUAAGGUAUACUGUACUUGGAGCAGCAGUUUGAACCAUAGGAUUAGCAUCUUUAAUCUUUGAAUUAAGGAUAUUCUGUUGUCUCAUGUAUUUUGUUGUGGACUAGAUUCAAUUUUCAGGUUCUUUUUUCUUUUUUCUUUUUCCUUUUUAAGGACACCAAUCCUGCAGUGCAUCACUAUCUUAUGAAAAGCGUCAUUGAUGGUAGUUAGGAGUUUGGCCCCAACAGUGGACCUUCUUUUUCCUAGAAUCUUCAAAAUAUACAACUGGGUAAUAUUCUAUUAUUAUUAUUGAGCAGCAGCAAAACAUUAAGCACAUGACUGGCAUACUAGGACAACUUGGCAUUGAAGACAGGCUAGCUUUGUUGGUCCGUCAAUUCCUAGCAGCCUUUCUACCUCGAAUUCAAAAGGGGAGGAAAAAUAACUCAAGAACAUGGAUGGGAAAGUGCAUUCUGGAGAUUUAUGAUUAAACUCACAACUCUGCUGUUUGUAGAUAUAGCAAAAAUUUGUAUAUAAACAUGAUGACAGUGGCUAUCUCUCGCGGGAA